Molecule: messenger RNA, 3667 nt
Organism: Lontra canadensis (Northern American river otter)
Lineage: Eukaryota; Metazoa; Chordata; Mammalia; Carnivora; Mustelidae
Gene: NR6A1
Product: nuclear receptor subfamily 6 group A member 1
Exons: 10
Coding region: 172-1614 (480 amino acids)
Biological process (GO): regulation of DNA-templated transcription
Molecular function (GO): DNA-binding transcription factor activity; zinc ion binding; sequence-specific DNA binding
Source: RefSeq, a predicted model, not a curated record
GGCGCGGCGCGGAGGGGCGCGGAGCCGGGAGGCUCGGGGCCCAGAGAGCGCCGCGGCCGGGAUUCCGCCGGCCCCUGACAGCCCCCUCCCCCCGGCGGACGACGACGACGAGGACGAGGGCGCGGGUCAUGGCGGAGCAGCGAACCGAGCGCGGGCCCUGAGCACCACCGCAUGGAGCGGGACGAACGGCCGCCUAGCGGAGGGGGAGGCGGCGGGGGCUCGGCGGGGUUCCUAGAGCCGCCCGCCGCGCUCCCUCCGCCGCCGCGCAACGGUUUUUGUCAGGAUGAAUUGCCAGAGCUUGACCCAGGCACUAUUUCUGUUCCAGAUGAUCGGGCUGAACAACGAACCUGUCUCAUUUGUGGGGACCGUGCCACAGGCUUGCACUAUGGAAUCAUCUCCUGUGAAGGCUGCAAGGGAUUUUUCAAGCGGAGCAUUUGCAACAAGCGGGUAUAUCGGUGCAGUCGUGACAAGAACUGUGUCAUGUCUCGGAAGCAGAGGAACAGGUGCCAGUACUGCCGCCUGCUCAAAUGCCUCCAGAUGGGGAUGAAUCGGAAGGCAAUCAGAGAAGAUGGCAUGCCUGGAGGCCGAAAUAAGAGCAUUGGGCCCGUCCAGAUAUCAGAGGAAGAGAUCGAAAGGAUCAUGUCUGGGCAGGAAUUUGAGGAAGAAGCCAAUCACUGGAGCAACCAUGGUGACAGCGACCACAGUUCCCCUGGGAACAGGGCUUCAGAGAGCAACCAGCCCUCACCAGGCUCCACACUGUCCUCCAGUAGGUCUGUGGAACUAAAUGGAUUCAUGGCAUUCAGGGAGCAGUACAUGGGGAUGUCUGUGCCUCCGCACUAUCAAUACCUACCGCACCUUUUUAGCUAUGCUGCCCACUCGCCACUCCUGCCCCCACAAGCUCGCAGCCUGGAUCCCCAGUCAUACAGUCUGAUUCACCAGCUGGUGUCAGCCGAGGACCUGGAGCCACUGGGCACGCCCAUGUUGAUUGAAGAUGGGUACGCUGUGACUCAGGCAGAGCUGUUUGCCCUGCUUUGCCGCCUGGCCGAUGAGCUACUCUUUAGGCAGAUUGCCUGGAUCAAGAAACUGCCUUUCUUCUGCGAGCUCUCAAUCAAGGAUUACACGUGCCUCCUGAGCUCUACCUGGCAGGAAUUAAUCCUGCUGUCCUCCCUCACCGUUUAUAGCAAACAGAUCUUCGGGGAGCUGGCUGAUGUCACUGCCAAGUACUCACCCUCUGAUGAAGAACUACACAGAUUUAGCGACGAAGGGAUGGAGGUGAUCGAGCGGCUCAUCUACCUGUAUCACAAGUUCCACCAGCUAAAGGUCAGCAAUGAGGAGUAUGCUUGCAUGAAAGCGAUUAACUUCUUAAAUCAAGAUAUCAGGGGUCUGACCAGUGCCUCACAGCUGGAACAGUUGAACAAGCGGUACUGGUACAUAUGCCAGGAUUUCACUGAAUAUAAAUAUACCCAUCAGCCGAACCGCUUUCCUGACCUCAUGAUGUGCUUACCUGAGAUUCGCUAUAUUGCAGGAAAGAUGGUGAAUGUACCCCUGGAGCAGCUGCCCCUCCUCUUUAAGGUGGUGCUGCAUUCCUGCAAGACAAGCGUGGGCAAGGAAUGACCUGUUCCCGGCGCCCCUCCUCGGGCCAGCCAUGGCGCCUUGGGUGGGCAGAACAGGCUCCGGAAGAAAGAGCCAGAGAGACCAAGAUGGAGGCUGUGGAGCAGUGUUUCCAGUUGCCUCCAUAGCAAGAAGAGUUUUUGUUUGUUUGUCUGUUUUUUUAACCUCAUUUUUCUAUAUAUUUAUUUCACGACAGAGUUGAAUGUAUGGCCUUCAACAUGAUGCACAUGCUUUUGUGUGAAUGCAGCCGAUGCAUUUCCUUGCAGUUUACAGAAUGUGAAGAUGUUUAAUGUUAUAGUGUUGUCAUUGUUUAGAGAUAGUUCUUUUGUAUUUUGAGGGAGAGGGUGGGAUGGGGCUGAGAUGAAUAUUUCCAUAAUGUUGACAAAGACGACUACCUCAGUGGAAAGGGAGGGGUGUAACCAUCCCUACUUUUUCCACAUGUUCUCAGCAGACUCCUACAUUAGUCUGUCAGAGAGCAGACUGCCUUUUUCUAGUCACAGAAUUACCGGGUAAAAGUAAAAGAGCACACCAUAAAGGGGCAAAGUGGUGUUGGGAGAUUUAUUAAGCAAACUGGGUGAAAUAUUGGAAACAGGAUAUGAGGAUUUAGCAUUCUCUUUUCUUUGGAAAGCAUGGUAGUUGAGGGAGUAGAGUGCAGUGACCGAAUCUAAAAUGUCCUCCCUCCGAACAACUCUUCAGGGAGAAGGGUUUCUGUUCUCAUACCAUGCUGUGGGCUGCCCCCGCCCCCACCGUCUGAACCACCACUACUGGUUUCUGCUACUCUCAACUUUUUAUCCACACAUGGUCCUGGCAGUAAGUUAUUCUUGGGACUUGUCUGCUAGCUCCCUUGGAGCUCACAGCUACCUAGUGUCUUUACCUGAGUCUACCAAGGUCUACCUUCCUCAGACUCCUUGCCACUCUGUCUUACACAUUUGACUUCCUCUUGGCCCUUUGAAAAAACAACUGAACAAAAUGUCAUGCUCUGAAUCCUGGUGCCCACUACUGAUUUAUUCUCCUUUCACCUUGCUUUUUUUCAAAGGGUAGUGGGACAAAGGCCAGACUGCUAAAAGAAUAAACAAUCUUCCUUUCCCUGUUCCCCUCACCCCAUCCUGUCUCAUCCUCAGGACUGAAUCCAAACCCUGCCAUCUUUCAUACAGUGGGAAGGACCAUUCACCCAUCAGCUAAACAGAAGCUUUGCCCCUUCAUUCUCCUCCCAAGUUCUCCUAAUCUCUCCAAAAUGAGACCAGUUUCCUUAGAACGGAAAGCCCAAGUACCAGAGUUGGCCCACCUGCCCAUUAGAUUAUUGGUGGCCUGGCUGACCAAGGCCUGGAGGGCUGGAGUCCAAAGCACCUGGAAGGGUGGGGGGGCUUGAAACUACCUCAUGUUCCUAAGGGCCUGGCUGCCCCCCUCUGCAGAUACGGCCUGGACCUCCUAUUCCUUCACUACCUACCCUGCCUAGUCCUGGGAAAUGUUCUUUACCCUCUUGGCUUUGGCCAGUGGCCACACCAUGUCUGUCUUAGAACUCUCUCAGGUGCUUUUCCAUUCUCUGCCUUAGUAUUGUAAUUGUCCCUGCCCAUACCCAGGUAUCUCCCACAGCCAGUGCAGUACACAGACCACUUUAGCUGGGUACCUCCCUGGGUGGGCUGGAGGGACCUACAGCAUUUUGUUUUGCCUGUUUCAGUCAAAGGCCGUUUGCUCUCUUCCCAACCCAGCCAGCAACUUUACCGAGUGGGCCACCACAUCGUGUGCACACCAGGUAGUCUGUGUCGGAUUAUAAUUUUUUUUUUUCCAGUGAAAUGUUACGGGUACCAGCAGAGUGAUGACUUUGUCCCUUGAUGGAUCUAGAACUCAGAGCAUUACUCCUUACUGCCAUUUCCCCAGCUGCUCUGAGAAAGAAAAAAGAGACAUGUUCCUCAGGAAAACCUCCAACCAGAAUGUUCUUCACAUGUUGAUGGGAAGAUUUAUGUUUGUGUAUCUGUUUAUUUCUAGGUUCACAAUAUUUUUGUUUCCCCGAUUUUUUUAUUUAACCAAGUAGAUCACAUUCUUUGGCUACAGGUCA